UCGACAAUUCUGCUCUUGCACGACCUCCUAGUCCGGCGCCACCAAUCACGGAUAGUCUCACUCGAACCAAGACUUGAACAUCUGUCAUCCGACAGUGUCAAGAUACUUUUCCGCCCCGCCCUCCUAUCGUGUCAACUACCCCGCCGAUCUCCCAAUCCCCCUAUGGCAAACUUGCGAUGAACGCUCAUACCAUGACUCCGAGCGGGCCAUCGACCUCUGUCCAACACGAUUGCAUCGACCCAGAACCCUCGGAAACUGUCUCGACUCGUAUCAACGCUCUCUUGCGCACCUCAGGCCCCGGACACACGAUCCGGCUGUGUCCGCGAAAACGAUAUCUGCUCGACCAACCGCUGGUGUUCGGCGCUGAGAACCAAGAAAUAUGCACUUUGGGAUACCCCACGGGCGACGACCGAGCGACGCUCGUCGUGAGCGGACCUUCGGGUGAACACAGCGUCGCGGUGGAUGGGACGCGUCCUGGGUGCGCCGGGUCUGUGUUACGCAACGUCCAGAUUGAUGGUAAUCGCGGGAGUUCCGUUCCCGCUCGGGAGGGCUCGGGGGCGAAUAUCGUAAUGGGCGGCGUGAACGACCAUCAGGUCGUGGAAUACGUGCGGUCGUAUAACCCGCGCGGCUGGUCCUGCUUGCACGUCACGGAGGGUCCGCUUAGUUGUAGGAAUGCGACGAUACAGAAUAACGACAUCGGUCCGUGUGGUGUGGACAUCGAGGACGAAUGGGCGGACGGGAUCAGCAUCAGCUGCCAGGACAGUGUCGUGCGCAAUAAUCGAGUGCACGAUCCGUCCGACGGCGGCAUUGUCGUGUUCUCGCCCGCCACGGAGGUUUACAACAACACGAUUUGGGUGACGAACCAAACAUUAUUGGGCGGAAUCAAUCUGGUCGAUUAUCUUCCCUGGGGAGGGGACCUCUCACGGACGGUCGUUCGCGAUAACACGAUCGUUGGGGGGUUCCGAAUGGAUGGUUCGUCAGAACUGGGCAUCAUCAAAAUUGGCAUAGCGAUUGGCCCAAGGAUAUGGUUCGGUGCACAAGCUUACCAGAAUGUCACGACAUCCGGGACCGUUCUUCGCAAUCGGUUUUCAGGCGCUUUCAUGUACGGAAUUGCCAUGAGCUCAGCGAACAACUUUAUCGUCCAGGAAAACACCUUUUUCGACAAUUACACGUUCAUUGGAGGGCCAGGACCGGAGUGCGAGUACAAUGGAGAUAUUGUCCCUGCUCCCGCUCCGUUCAUAUACGAUACUUCCGCAUCCGAAAACACACUCCAGCCUGGGUUUGAAGCUGUUGCCACGGGUGAAUUGUUGACAUGCAUGCUCGCCCCUGCCGAGUCGGUUUACUGGCCUGUGGGAACCUGCCCAGACUCGUCCGCAGUCGCCCGUGCGUUUCGGAAUCCUCCGACAUCAUCGAGCUGGACUCUUCGCGGGCUACUUCUGCUCUUUUGUUUCAGCUGCGUGGCUUUGUAUGCCUUCAAGGGAAGGACGCGGGGGAUAAGACUCCCCAAGCGCAAUAGAUCCUAUCCAGGACUGGAAUCACCUGUGGCUGAAGUCUUGGCACGACGCGUGUAUGCUCGAGACCUUCACUUGGAGAAAAGGAGAGCCUUCUGACAUUGCCCAGGCCGGUCAGAUUGUACACAGAUGAUCAUUUUCACUAGACUUAGAACUUAGACGUAACAGCUGUAUUACUAUGCCCAAAAUCAACGUUGGCGGCGAUGCAUUAAACCCGACUUCGUAAAGAAGCAUGGGCAUGUGCUAGCACCUUAUUGCCCGCGUCACCCACUUUGCUCUUGACCCUACAUACCAAAAAUGCAAGCAUCCUUGGGAUCCCUAUCUGUGCGGGGCUGCUGCCACUUGGAGGCGCUGCCUGAAUGGCAGAUGGAGCGUCAAUCGGCAUGUGUGAUCGGGGUGUAAAAUUAGCCAAGAUUGACCUUCACUUCCUGUCUCUGUUCUCCACCUUCAUCCUGCCCGCGUCCCUAGGACUCGCCAGGGCCCUUUCCCCGCCCUUUCGUCUUCUGCCCUGCGACACCGCCCUUCCGUUCUCUACGCUCCUUUUGCCCAAACCCUGAUAGGCACCAUGUCCCACCGUUUUACGCGACACGGUCAACACGAUUCUGAGCUAGUCGAGUUCAGAAGCGACUCUGUGGAACGGCGAGACGCCUGCGUUAGUCCGGACCCGGCCAACACCGUUGCAGAUCGUAUCAACACGCUCCUGAACUCCUCAGGGCCAGGCUACACGCUCAGCUUGUGUCCCGGCAGGGAGUAUGUUCUCCAAGACACCCUCCGCUUUGCUGCGCCAGGCCAGGAGAUCAGCACCACAGGGUAUCCCACCGAUAACUCGCGCGCGUUGUUAACUGUGAACGGAGUGGUGCAGAACGGCUCUGGAAUGACUACUGCCGUCGAUGGAACAUGUGCUCAGUGCUCGGGGAUUGUGCUGCGAAACAUUCAGAUCAACGGAGCCAGGGGGAACGCGUCUCCGACGAACGGCGGGGCGAAUAUCGAAUUUGGCGGUGGAAAUGCUAACCAGACUGUCCAAUUCGUCAGGUCCUUUGACCCGCGCAGUUGGUCGUGUCUGCACAUCGCAGAGGGUCCCUUCACCUGCACGAAUGUCACCAUUCAAAACAAUGACAUCGGGCCCUGUGGGACGGACACCUUCCAGGAGUGGGCAGACGGAAUCAGUGUCAGUUGUCAGAACAGUGUCGUGCGGAACAACAUGGUGCAGGGCCCGACGGACGGCGGGAUCGUCCUCUUCGGUGCACCUGGAACACAGGUAUAUAACAACACGGUCUGGGUCACAAACCACACGUUAUUGGGCGGGAUCAAUCUCGUAGAUUACGACCCGUGGCAGGGGAACUACACCGGCACCGUGGUUUAUAACAACACUAUUCUCGGCGGUUAUGCGACCAGUCCAGAUGACAAUUCGAACACCAAAGGCGUCAAUGCUGCUGACGCUGUUGUCAAGAUCGGCAUCGCGAUUGGCCCACGGACUUGGUUCGGUCCCAGAUAUUUUAACAAUGUCAGCAUCAACGGGGUGGUCCGAGACAACCGGCUGUCUGGCGCAUUCAGCUACGGAAUUGCCGUGAGCUCGGCAGUCGGCUUCACGGUGGAGAACAACGUGCUAUUCGGCAAUACCUCGUUCAUUGGCGCUUCCGGUCCCAAUUGCUCGACUUUGGAUAUUGUGCCCACGCCAGCUCCAUUUGUCUUCGAUAACUCGACCUCGAAUGACAAGCUACAGAACGACUUCCAAUUUAUCGCGGAUGCGGGCUCAUUGACAUGCGUCCUCCCCCCAUCUGGCGGAGAUUUCUGGCCUUACGGAGGCGAUCCUGGUUCGUCGUCUUCUGGAUCGUCAUCCAGUGCCGGUCAAAGUGGAUCGCAGUCCACGUCGCAUUCCAAGGGAUCUACUGCUGGCGUCGUUGUUGGAGUCAUCUUCGGUCUCGGAGCCGCUGCUGCUGUACUUUGGUUUAUGCGCAAGUGGGCACUCCGACGGAUGGAGCAAAAACGCCUGUUCAACUCCAGCAAGGAGAUGGUUCCGGGUCAGGGUCCUGGUUCCCCGACGUUCAUACCCGAGUCAAAACUCGCUCACUAACUCCGCACUAACAUUACUAUAUUUAUGUAUCCGCUUCCGCUUGGACCCAUGUAGAACAUUGCAUUUAUCGUACAUCCUUAGAGACAUCACAUCCUACAUCUGUUCUGCAUUCACCUAUACAUUCACUGUCCUUCAGACGCUCGGACUCGGAGCUUGACGUCGAGCAAGAUAUCAAUUAUACAGUGAUCACCUGACUGAGAUCCUUUUGUCCCGACCAUUAGGACAUUCUGCUGCCCAUAACUGCGGACUUCAACCGCAACUCACAUACAAAGAACACCAGCACGUCGGCUCGUCUCAUCAUGGCCGCGAACAAAAAAUAUCUGGGAGUUACGCCCCCCAUCGCCACAACCGAGUCGAGCGAGCGUGAGAAGGAAGUGACGCAGACGCUCAUGGAGGAACUCCGGAUGCAAAACACAUUCGAGACGGAGGAGGAAUCGCGCAAGAGGGAAUUGGUUUUGGGCCGUGUGGCCGCGCUCGUGAAAAAGUUCGUCAAGAAGGUCUCUAUGGCUCGAGGGCUGUCGGAAACUGCAGCGAUUGCGGCGGGCGGCAAGAUCUUCACGUUUGGAUCCUACCGGCUCGGUGUGCAUGGACCCGGGUCGGAUAUCGACACGCUCUGCGUCGUUCCGAAGCACGUCUCGCGAGACGACUUUUUCGACGUCUUCGAGCCAAUGCUCAAGGCCAUGGAUGGCGUUACGGAGGUUUCGGGUGUCCCUGAAGCUUACGUGCCCGUUAUCAAGGCCAAAGUUUCGGGUAUUCCGCUGGACUUUCUAAUGGCCAGGCUAGCCUUGUCCUCAAUACCCGAUGACCUUUCACUACGAGACGACACGCUGCUACGAAAUCUGGAUGAACGAUGUGUACGGAGUCUGGGAGGCUCUCGGGUGACCGACGAAAUCUUGAGGCUGGUUCCCAACGUCGAUGUGUUCCGAGACUCGCUGAGGUGUAUUAAAUUAUGGGCUCAGAGGAGAGCCAUCUAUUCUAAUGUGAAUGGCUUCCUGGGUGGUGUCGCAUGGGCUAUGCUCGUCGCCAGAAUAUGCCAGUUAUAUCCUAAUGCUGUCGCUGGAGCGAUAGUCAGCAGGUUUUUUAUAAUAAUGUACCGAUGGUCAUGGCCUCAACCUGUACUACUCAAACAAAUCGAAGAAGGACCAUUACAGGUCCGAGUAUGGAAUCCCAAGCUGUAUCCCGCGGAUCGAUCACACAGAAUGCCGAUAAUAACGCCAGCAUAUCCUGCAAUGUGUUCUACUCAUAAUGUGACAGCGUCGACUCAAUUGAUCAUGACGGAGGAGUUUAAGAAAGCUGCCGACGUGGUGGACCGAGUGAUCGUGGGCAAAGCGGACUGGUCUAAGCUCUUCGCCAAGCACGACUUUUUCCACAAGUACCGAUAUUACCUGCAAGUGAUCGCGUCGACGGGGAACUCAGAUUUGCAAAUCAAGUGGGCUGGGACUGUUGAAUCUCGAAUACGACAAUUGGUGAUGAAGCUUGAGUAUGUCGACUCGCUCAUUCUGGCGCACCCCUUCACGAGAGGCUUUGAGCAAACUCUGUACUGUUUCACGGAUGAGGAAGUGCGGCAGGUCGCGCUAGGCGAGAUCUCGGACACUGUUUUAAAGCGCAAGAAGGAAGAGAUGGAUGGAAGAGACACCGGUAGUGUGGUCUAUUCCACGACCUUCUAUAUCGGGCUUGCUAUAGAACCGAAGCAAGCGGGUACUUCCGGACCGAGACGCUUAGACAUUUCCUAUCCUACACAAGAGUUUAACAAACUCGUCAGGAUCUGGGAGAAGUUUGAUGAAACGUCGAUGAGCGUUGUAGUGCAACAUAUCAAGAGCUCGGCAUUGCCAGACUAUGUUUACGAGCCAGGAGAGAGACCACCCAAACUCGUCCAGAAGCGAUCCAAGGGACCCAGUAAAUCCGACGCGACUUCCCCGGAGAUGCCGGAUCCCAAACGCCGCCGAUCAUCACAUUCACAUCCAGUUGCGCCGAGAACAGAAACGGACUUGCUGCGGUCGGCCAUCGACACUGCCGGCGCAUUUGCACCUAAAGAUGUGCGAGAUGUGAUCCGGUCGCCUCAACUGCCUUUCAACGAAGUCGCUCCUGCAAAGGGGGCUCUGUCGGCUCAAUGAACCUCUGCAGCAAACGUGUUAUCUCCUCAAGCUCUUUCUGCCCUGGAGCGCUAUGCUUGCCUUGCUGCUCAUCAUUUCAGGACUUUGAGCGAUAAAGUUGGUCAGCGUCCCAUUUCUUUGUUAUCUGGUCCUCCCUAUUAGUACUUUGAGGUAUCACAGCCACGAUUGUAUUAGUCCAUACUUAAAUUGUAUUUUACAGUUACUUAGGAAUAGCAAGGAUUUUGAUCCCGC
Molecule: messenger RNA, 5930 nt
Organism: Mycena citricolor
Lineage: Eukaryota; Fungi; Basidiomycota; Agaricomycetes; Agaricales; Mycenaceae
Source: the annotation of a GenBank genome assembly